Messenger RNA from Ailuropoda melanoleuca (giant panda), 1590 nucleotides. Its product is annotated as phospholipase B-like 1. NCBI's taxonomy places the organism in Eukaryota, Metazoa, Chordata, Mammalia, Carnivora, Ursidae. Gene Ontology annotation, biological process: phospholipid catabolic process. The transcript has a single exon. The record is from RefSeq and is a predicted model, not a curated record. Gene Ontology annotation, molecular function: glycerophospholipase activity. Gene Ontology annotation, cellular component: extracellular region. The annotation marks the transcript as partial.
UGCGCCCUGCUCCUUUUGCAGCCCUUGGGGGCGCGUGCAGGAAUUCGCUACGCCACGGUCUACUGGACUGACCGUAAAACUGUCCUGGUGAAAGAGGUGUUGGACAAAGGAGGCGACGCCUAUGGCUUCUACAAUGACACCAUCCAGUCUACAGGGUGGGGUGUUCUGGAGAUCCGUGCAGGCUAUGCACCCACGAGCAGGACUAAUGAAGAGAUCAUGUUUGCUGCAGGAUACCUUGAGGGUUACCUCACCGCCCUAGACAUGCACAAUCACUUUACCAACCUGUUUCCCCAUCUGAUAAAGAAGGAUUCUGUGCUUGAAGCUGUGAAGGACUUCUUAUGGAAACAAGAUGUCUGGACCAGGGCACAGACCGGAGCACAGAAGGAAGACCCAUUGUGGAGGCACACAGGAUACAUCACAGCCCAACUGGAUGGACUGUACCAGGGAGCCGCAGAGCGGGCCAAGCGUGAGGGCACAGAGGCGCUGUCUUUCUUUGCUGUGCAGUUUCUGAACGCAGUGGGAGAUCUGCUCGACCUCGUGCCCGUGCUGGCGUCAUCUUCCAGCGAAGACUGGCCCUCUCUGCGCAUGGAGGACGCGACGAAGUACCGGAGGGAAAUGGGUCACUGCUCGGCUCUUAUCAAGGUUCUGCCUGGGUAUGAGAACAUUUUGUUUGCUCACUCCAGCUGGUUUACCUAUGCAUCCACGCUCAGGGUCUACAAGCACUGGGACUUCAACAUCACCGACCCCGCGACCAGCACCGCAAGAAUGUCCUUCAGCAGCUACCCAGGAUUUUUGGAGUCGCUCGAUGACUUCUACAUUCUUGGCAGUGGUCUUGUGAUGCUGCAGACCACAAAUUCCAUCUACAACAAGACUCUCUUCAAGCACGUCAGUCCUCAAGCCCUCUUCAGCUGGCAGCGGGUCCGCAUCGCCAACAUGAUGGCCAAGGGUGGUGAAGACUGGGCCAAGGUCUUCUCCAAGUACAACUCCGGAACCUACAACAACCAAUAUAUGAUACUGGAUUUGAAGCAGAUCACGCUUAAGCAGAGCAUUGCAGACGAGGCUCUGUACAUCGUUGAGCAAAUUCCUAUGACUGUGGCAUACUCGGACCAGACGGCCGUCCUUAGAAAGGGCUACUGGCCUUCAUAUAAUGUCCCCUUCCAUGAAGUCAUCUACCAGUUGAGUGGAUACCCAGCUGUGGUCGGGAUGUAUGGUCCUGAUCUGUCAUAUGACUUGGCCCCUCGAGCCAAGAUCUUCCGCCGAGACCAGGGCAUGGUGAAUGACAUGGACUCCAUGAAGAACAUAAUGAGAUACAACAAUUAUUAUAAGGACCCGUAUGCAGAGUCUAAUCCCUGCAAAACAAUCUGCUGUCGAGAAGACCUGUAUUCAAGGAGGCCAGCUCCGGGAGGAUGUUACGAUACUAAGGUUUCCGAUUUCUAUUUGGCUGCUACUUAUACGGCCCACGCCAUCAAUGGUCCCCCCGUCGCAGACGGACUUCCGCCAUUCAGCUGGAGCCUUUUCAAUGAGACGAUCCAUGAAGGCUUGCCGGAAACCUACAACUUCAGCUUUAUACUCACAAAACCAGUCUUGUGA